AUACUUGCUCUUUGUUAUCGCAAAAUCAAAAUAUCAAAUCCUAUAACAGGUACACUGUUAUCGUUAAUACCUAAUCUAUCUCUUCAUUCUAUAUUAAUCUCGUUUUGCUAUUGAUCUUUCGCUUAUCGUUGUUAGAAUUAUGGAUUUACAGUACCCCUGCUUCCGUAUCCCCGAAAAGGGGUUUACCCUAUUCAAAAUAGCUCCCUGUGGUGAACUUUCUCGUCUCUUUUCUCUUUCUCUCCUAUUUGAGGAAUUGGGUUUUAGGUUUUAAGCUUUCUUCGGUUUGAUUAUUUCUCUAGCAAAUAAAUUGAUGAUGUCAUUAAUGGAUGCAAAGGCUUUAGCCAAAUCAAAGAGAGCUCACUCUCUUCACCAUAGUAAAAGGCCUCAUCCAAACCAAAAAUUGAAAGCUCCUUCAGAUGGUACAAGUAGUGGUAGAAAUAUAAAAAAGCCAGUGGGAAAGGAGGCUGGAGAGAAAACGAGGCAGUCCCGGCAUGCAUCUGCGCUGCCAUCAAAUUGGGAUCGCUAUGAAGAAGAAUUUGACUCAGGCUCUGUAAACUCUUUGGGAGAUAGCUCAAAUCAACCCUCUGAUGUUAUUAUGCCAAGGAGUAAAGGGGCAGACUUUCGUCACAUGAUUGCUGAGGCUCAAUCUCAGUUACAUCCUUAUUCAAAUAGCUCUCUAUCUUUUGAUGAUGUUUUACCUGAGGAAUUUAAGCUGGGAGUAGGCUCCCUGCUUUCAGUUAGGGGAGAGGCCAUUCUGUCAUGGAUUGGGGCUAAUAGCUUUAUUGUCGAAGAUGAAACAACUGCAAGUCCUGAGGCAGCUUUCCUGUCCCUCGAUUUGAAUGCCCUUGAGGAACAAUUAGAAAAAGUAGACUUACCUCAGAGGCUCUUCAUCGAAGCAGAUCUUCUGCCAACAGAACUGAAUACAGGACCAAAAGGAAGCAGCAAUCAGGAAUCUAACCGAUUUCACAAAACACAGCAGAGUAGAGUAGCCACGAGAAUUUCAGAAGAAGUGGCUGCGGAUAAAAAGAUGGAUUCAGCCUGUGAUAGUCGGUAUGUGGAUUCACUGUUGAUGAACCCUGUGGUGAAUUUGGUGAAUCACAUGAACAAUGAAUCAACUCCAAAUCAUUUUGGGGAAUCUAGUGAAAGUAGACCACUGGAGUCCACUGCACAAUUUAAUGUGAAUUCUUCUGCAAAGACAAAGAAGAAGCAUUUUAUGUUUGAGUCAUCAGCAGCUGAGGCAGAACUGGAUAUGCUUCUUGACUCAUUUAGUGACAGCAAGAUUUCUGAUGCCCCCCGCUACAAAUCUGAAAACAGUCUCUCGCACGCUGACAAACAAGCUUCAACAUCUCAGUCUCAUUCUUUAAGAGAAGGUCCAGGUUCACGGAGAAUUGCAUCAACUACUGCCAAUUUUGAUGAUGUAGUUGACGAUUUACUUGAACAAACGUCAAAUCUGGUGAACCAAAAUGCUUCACCUCAGCCUCAGGAAGUAAAGGGUUUUCCUCAUGAGACCAAAACUUCUUCUCAUUCUGUUAACAAAUCUAGAGUGUUAGAUGAUUUUGCUUCAUGGUUGGAUACAAUUUGAUGGUUAAUGGUUUGUAUGGUAAAAACUCUCAACCAUGUAAUCUUACUUUUUGUAGAAGCUAGCUCAUCGGAUGACCCAUAUGUGAUACGUAGAAGGAAUGCCCAGAUAGGUCCCUUUGACUGUAUUUUCUCGGACUCUAUAUGGAAGAUUUGUUCAUUGUAAUUGUUAUGUUUGACCA
This is a messenger RNA of Carica papaya (papaya), 1760 nucleotides long. RefSeq names its product phosphorelay protein. The record is from RefSeq and is a predicted model, not a curated record. NCBI's taxonomy places the organism in Eukaryota, Viridiplantae, Streptophyta, Magnoliopsida, Brassicales, Caricaceae.